AUGAACCGUAGACAGUCUGGGAACUCCUUCAGUGUUUCUGAAAUGAGGUUGGUGCUUUUAGGCAGAACAGGAGCAGGUAAAAGUGCCACUGGAAAUACCAUCUUGGGUUCACGACGUUUUCUGUCUGAAUUGAGCAUGAGCUCAGUGACAAACAAGUGCCAGAAGGAAAGUAGAGAGGUUCAGGGGCGAAGCCUGACACUAAUUGACACUCCUGGCUGGUUUGACACUUCCCUCCAAGAAAAAGAAGUAGAAGACGAAGUGUUAAGGUGCCUGACGAUGUGUUCACCUGGACCCCAUGCAUUUCUGCUCAUUAUACCAAUCGCUCGCUUUACAGGGGAGCAGCAGGAGACUGUAGAUAUGAUUAAAGAGGUUUUUCAGGAGAACAUCACUAACCACACCAUCAUCAUAUUUACUCGAGCAGAUGAGCUAAAUAAAGAGCCAAUUGAGCAGUUCAUAUCAAGACAGGACAAAACAAUUCAAGAUGUUAUUAAACUAUUUGGUGGACGUUUCUUGGCCUUUAACAACAAAAAUCCAGAAAACCAGGAUCAGGUGACCAAGCUCCUGCAGAAAGUGCAUAGACUGAUGAAACAGAAUGGGAACAGUUGCUUUACCAAUAUGAAAACACAGAUGAUAGAGAAUACACUGACCUUGCUGCAUCAGAACAAUGAUGCAAUAGUAGCUGGAUUAAUUACAACAGCUAAGCAAGAAAUAAAGCAAAAGGCAGAACAACAGCAGGCUAAAAUAAUCAAGACCUUUGAGAAGGAGAAGCAGAAAAUAAAAAGACACAUAGAGCACAUCCAAAGAAAAAUCACUCGGUUAAAGUCAGAAAAGAAAACUAAUGAUCGUCGACGGCACCAGCAUAGUCAAAACAGCAGACUUAAAAAGCUGAAGGAGAAAAUGAAGAUUGCUGAAAAGAAAUGUGAAAAACAGAAGAAGAAACUUGAAUUAUGGAUCCAGAAUGAAGAAAAGAGGAUAGAGCAGGAGCAGAGAGAAAAGGCUGUUAAAGAUGAUGGACGCAAGUGGUAUAAAGAUGAAAAAUUCUUCACUAUUCUCAAGUACACUAUGAUUUUUGGGGGAGGGAUGGGAGUCGGAGCUGGAGCUACAUUGUUUUCGGCACCUGUAGGUCUGGCAGCACAGUUAGCUCCUUUAGUUGGACGUUGGGUUGCACCUAUACUGGCAUCUGCAAUUACAAAAGCAGGGCCUUUAAUGGUUGAAAUGGUGAAGUUUUCUUCUUUUACAAAAUGUUCAGUUCAAUAA
Messenger RNA from Trichomycterus rosablanca, 1257 nucleotides. RefSeq names its product GTPase IMAP family member 4. The coding region runs from base 1 to 1257 and encodes 418 amino acids. The transcript has a single exon. Gene Ontology annotation, molecular function: GTP binding. The record is from RefSeq and is a predicted model, not a curated record. NCBI's taxonomy places the organism in Eukaryota, Metazoa, Chordata, Actinopteri, Siluriformes, Trichomycteridae.